Oryctolagus cuniculus (rabbit) is the source of this 2481-nucleotide messenger RNA. The record is from RefSeq and is a predicted model, not a curated record. NCBI's taxonomy places the organism in Eukaryota, Metazoa, Chordata, Mammalia, Lagomorpha, Leporidae.
CCCGCGGGCUCCAGGGCCCAGCACCCGGGCCAGCCCUGGCCGCGGAGGCCUCGCCGGCGGCCCCUGGUCCCGCGCGCCCGGCGUUGGACUUGGCGGCUUCGGCGCCGCGCCCUGCCUGGCCCGCGCCCGGGAGACCCCGCGCGAGAGCGCGGAUGGUUCGUGGUCACCCUCAGCCUCGGCAGAGUUAGUGUCGAGGCCGCAGAAGCCAAGAGGCUGGGAGGAGCGUUCACGGGCGUGACAGCUGUUGUAGCAGACGCGAUGAGAGAGAAACGCGGGCCUAUAUGAAUCCAAUAGCAAUGGCCAGAUCAAGGGGUCCAAUCCAGUCUUCAGGGCCAACAAUCCAGGAUUAUCUGAAUCGGCCAAGACCUACCUGGGAAGAAGUAAAAGAGCAACUAGAAAAGAAAAAGAAAGGCUCCAAGGCUUUGGCUGAAUUUGAAGAAAAAAUGAAUGAGAACUGGAAGAAAGAACUAGAAAAACACAGAGAGAAAUUAUUAAGUGGAAGUGAAAGCUCGUCUAAAAAAAGACAGAGAAAGAAAAAAGAAAAGAAGAAAUCUGGUAGGUAUUCAUCUUCUUCUUCAUCGAGCUCUGAUUCUUCCAGCAGUUCUUCGGAGUCUGAAGAUGAGGAUAAGAAACAAGGAAAAAAAAGAAAGAAAAAGAAGAACCAUUCACAUAAAUCUUCCGAAAGCUCCACGUCGGAAACUGAAUCAGACAGUAAGGACAGUUUAAAAAAGAAAAAGAAAUCAAAGGAUGCAAUGGAGAAAGAAAAGGACAUUAAAGGACUCAGCAAAAAAAGAAAGAUGUAUCCUGAAGAUAAGCCUUUGUCAUCUGAAUCCUUAUCAGAAUCAGAUUACAUUGAGGAGGUACGCGCCAAAAAGAAGAAAAGCAGUGAAGAACAAGAAAAAGCAACAGAAAAGACAAAAAAGAAAAAGAAGCAUAAGAAACACAGUAAGAAGAAGAAAAAGAAGGCUGCAAAUUCAAGUCCUGACUCGCCAUAACAUCAAGAAAAAUCAGGAUCCCUUAUAAGAAAGUGCAAUGUGUAAGGAAAUUUCAACUGUGAAAACUACGGCAUAGUUAACUAAAAUGCAUGAACUUUCUUGUUUUUAGAAUUACUCCUGCAGUAGCCACUCAGAUGCCACUGUGUGAAAGGGCCGUGAUUGUUGCCUGCUGCCUGACACCUCUUUUCUCUCUUCCAGUGCUCGAUAACUCUGGGAGAUAAGACACUGCAGUCGUACCUGGUGGUUAAGAUACUUGGGAAUGAAGCUAACAGUUUUGACUAGAAGUUUCUGGUAAUAAGUCAACAGAAAACACUCUGGAUACAUCUUGUAAGAUGUAAUCAGAAAUGACCAGAUGAUUCUAGUUAAAACUUUUAAAGUAGGGAUUCCAUUGAUACUCCAGAAUCCUUACUCUGUAGAUAAGUGUAUUUUAAUUUUGCCCCUUGUAUACUUUUAUUGACCUGGGGAAGGAGCUUUUAGGGUUGGGAGGGGGGAUUGCUAUCUCUUUAGCUAGCAGAAUAGCGUGCCUUUGGUCCUCCACAUCCUCUUUCUGUGGACACAGUAGCCAUGCUUCAUGGGGCGGUCAGAGCUGCGGACAGCACUCUUGCCCUUUGCUGAGCUCAUCCUGGGACUCUGUUGUAGGCUGCUCUGAGUGAGCCAGAGAAACAGGCCCUUUGCAGCAUGAGAAAGCCCCCAAGUCUCUGGGAUUUACCUCCACUUGAAUAAUAACUGAAUAUUUUUAGCAUUAAAAUGGAUGUCAUUUGAAUUAAUUUUGACUUCACUUUGGCUUUGGAAAGGAAAUAUUUCAAGUAGACACUGGUACUUUUUGAACUUGACAGCUAAAGAUUCUAAAAUGCAUGUUUUAUAUUGCUAAGUUUUAACCAGUCAGGAAAAUUUUAUGUAACCAGUGAUAGUUACUUAUUUUUUGUAUGAAUUUCAUUUAGGCUGCAUUGUGUAGCUUUUGUUAACUUCUUACUCUUGCUUUCUUAAAUUCAUUACUCUGUUUAAUGGCAUACAUGCCAAGAUAUUUAGCAUGUACAAAGCAGGAUUUUCUUUUUUUUUUUUUUAAACGGCUUCAUAUUGAAGCUGAGACUUAACCAUAAACAAGUUGAGUGGCAGGCUGGUAUGCUGUUGUCUUGUUACAUAAAGCUAUUGCCAGAAUCUUAGUAAAUAUAAUGUUUUAAAAGUUUGUUGUCUUUGUAUAUUAAUAACAAAUUAUGACUAGUUAAAUUUAAGUGAUAAUUACAUUAUUGUUCUUCCUGUGUCAUAUUUUACUAAGAUUUUGUGCCUCAUAUCUCCUGCUGAACUGUUUAUUAGGAAUGUUAAAAAGAAUUACGGAUCAUUUUCACUUUACAGUUUUUAUAUAAUCAGGUAACACAAAAUAUAACUUGAUUUACAAUCCUGCCUGUUACAAAGGGUGUGCUGAUUCUAGUGGUACGUGCACAGAACAGUUUGACACAAGAGGCUGAAUAAAUAGCUAUUUUACCUA